UUAGGGUAUUGAAAUUAGACCCUUGUGUCCAUCUGUUUGUCUGUGUAUGUCCCUUCACAGAACUUAAAAUAUAUUGAUAUACUGACAGCAGGGAAAUGUUAUGAGAAUGUUAUGAAAGCAUAGAACUCAAUUGAAACUGGUUGAUCCAUGCUAUUAGUGAGAUGAAAAGGAGUGAAGUUGUGUUGUUGUUUACAUUUUUGUUCUUAAUUUCCUUAGCAAAUUCUGUCAUGCCACAGAGAACUACUCCCCUUCAGGAUGCCAUUAAUCACAUCCUUGCAGGAAGAGACAAGAAUUCAAUGUUAGAAAUCAAAUAUAUUAAUCCAGUUAAAGGUCGUGGUAUCUUCACUUUAGCUGUUUUCAAUCAAGGAGACUUUGUGGUGGAGUAUAGAGGGGAGCUCAUUGAUGCAGCUGAAGCUGAACAUAGACGUAAACUGUACCACAAUGCAUGUUCGAUCUUCAUGUUUGACUUCAUAUGGAAGCGGAAGACAUGGUGUAUUGAUGGAGCACUUGAAGAUGGGUCAUUUGGGCGACUGGUAAACGAUGAGCAUAAGGCACCAAAUUGCAGAAUGAAGUUGAUCGAAGCAGAAGGGAAGCCACAUCUCUGCCUUUUUGCACUGAAGGAAAUUACGGCAGGAACUGAAAUCACUUAUGACUAUGGUGGGAAAGAAUGGCCCUGGCGUAAAGAGAUUCCCCCUACUGUUACAAGCACUGCUGCCCAAGAGUCUAUUAAAGACCGUUUCCAAGACCAAACCAUGUCAUCCACAGUCUCUAUUGAAGAGACCAGAGAGAGACCAGAAGUCCAGUCCUGCAAUAUAACAUCAGGCAGUUCUGCUUGUGAGACACAGCUCAGUGGUGCAAGCUUCCCUUCUGGCCAACACUCCGUUGCAGAGCUUGGUGACCACGCCCAUGACUUGGAACCCAAUGUUUUCUCUACAGACUUAUUCAGAGACACAGAAUUGAGAGCAGAGUGUCAGUCAUCCAGUCCCACACCAGACAGUCCUGAGCAUGAGGUGCAUUGUGUCAGAGGUCAAUGUGGCACUUCUUCUGCGAAAGAGGGGAUUGGAGAAGUUGGUGUCCAGCACCAGGAGGUGUCACCCCCUGUGUUCUCAACAGACCUUACCAGUGAGACCGAAUCGAGCUCAGCGUGUCAAUCAUCCAGAGCCACGCCAAACGACUCUGCUUGUGAGUGUACAAUCCAUAAGCUGGUUUUUGAAUUGGUGAGAAUUGACAAAUGCUGGAUAUGCCAUUCACCUUUGACAUCUAUCAGAUGGCAUGGUGUUAGAUGCAAACAAUGCUGUGGUGUGUGGCAUAAAAUCUGCCUCCAGAAAUCCUCAGAAGACUGGGAUAUAUCAGAUGAUGAUGUCUCAUCUGAUGACGAGUACAUCCCAGAGUCUGUAUCGGAUUCAGAAAGCUCAGGGACAGAGUUGACUGUUGAGUUGCCUGAACCAUCCAAAAAGUCCCAUACCACUAAUAUGCCUGAUUUAGGCGUUACUUUUGCUGAACAAGAACAGACCAUAGAUAUACAGGACAACUGUAAGAAUAUCCUGAUGGAUCUAGAAACUACUGGUGAUCUCCAAAGUGACCCAGAACCAGAAAGCUCAGAGUCAUACCAGCAGAAAACAAAAGAUGCGAGUAACGAAAAGGGUACUGUGGAUAUUCUUGGCCAAAGUAAAUCCCCAACCAAAUCAGCAAAAUUCCUUAAAAGCCAAGUCAAUUAUUGUUUUGUAUGUGAAAAACCUCAAACAAAAUUUGCACGUCAUCUCGAGAGGCAUGUAAAUGAAAAUGCUGAAAUCGCACAGGCACUCCAGUUCCCCAAAUCAUCAAAGGACAGAAAGGUUCUUCUUGAGAAAUUCCGAAACCUUGGCAACUUCAAGCACAACUCAAUUGUUAAAACCACAGGAUCAGGCUGUCUUAAAGUGAAAAGGAGUUCCAAACAGAGCAGCAGCCCUGAGACGUAUGAUUACUGCUUGUACUGUAAGGGUAUGUUAUCCAGAAAAGAACUUUCUCGACAUAUGAAAAGAUGUGCUCUAAGACCAGAGAAUAAUGUUGAAGAGGGACCCAAGUUGAGAGAGAGAGUCUUUGGUAUAGCAUCUGCUCAAUCCACAAUGUCCCAGCCAAUUUCAAGUGAACUUUGGUCAGUGCUGGGCAAAAUGCACAAGGAUGACGUGUCCACUGCAAUAAGGAAUGAUCAUUAUCUCAUGCAGUUUGCCCAGUCCCUCUUUAAUAAGCAUGGGAGUGACAGAUCAAAGCAUGAGUAUAUAAGACAGAAAGUAAGGGAACUUGGGAGAUUACUUGUGACUUUGCGCCACACAACAAGAAUCCAUAACAUGGAAGAGGCAGUAAAACCAGGCAACUUCUUUAUUCUUACUAGUGCUGUCAAGAGAGUUUCAGGUUUUGAUCCCGAAAACAGCACAUUCAAAGCCCCAAGUUUGGCCCUGAAAAUUGGGCAUUCUCUCAGAAAGAUAAGUGACCUCAUUAUGUGUCGUGCUCUCAUGGAAGAGGACCAAGAGGUGAUCGAUUCCAUCAGGAGGUUUCAUACACUUCAUGAAACAAAGUGGUCUGAAUUAGUUUCCCAUUCUGCCUUAUCAAACCUGAGUGAGGCAAAAUACAACAAGAGCAACAGGCUUCCACUGGCCAAAGACGUUCAGAAGUUACAGUUAUAUCUUGGUCAGCAAGUGGAAUUGACUAAGGAGAAACUAGCCGAUAACCCAACAGCAGGCACUUAUGCAGCACUAGCAAAGGUGACCCUCUGUCAAGUCAUUUUGUUUAAUAGGAGGAGGGAAGGUGAAGUGGCACGGAUGACUGUAAAAAAUUUUGAAGAUCGUGACAUGUCCCAACUAAACGAUGACAUAAGCACUGGGCUUACAGAAGUUGAGAAGAGACUUUGCAAACAAUUCGCGAGAGUGGAACUGAGGGGGAAAAAAGGACGAAAGGUUGCUGUGAUCCUUACUUCUGAUAUGACUGCUAACCUGUCACUCCUCAUUAGUAAGAGGAAAGAGUGUGGAGUAACAGAAAACAACAAUUACCUCUUCGCUAUUCCUUGUAGUGAUGGUCACUACAGAGGGCAGUUUGGUCAAUUUGCAGAUGCUUGUGGAGCCGAAGAUCCUCAAAACCUCAGAUCAACUAACCUUCGCAAACAGAUCGCCACAAUAAGCCAAGUCAUGAACUUGAAAGAUAAUGAACUGGACCAGCUGGCCGAUUUUCUCGGCCAUGACAUUAGGGUGCAUAGGGAGUACUAUCGACUGCCCCAAUCAACAAUUCAGCUGGCUAAGAUCUCAAAGCUGCUUAUGGCUAUGGAGAAGGGAAGUGUGAAGGAUAUUCAAGGAAAAUCUCUGGACGAAAUUGGUGAUGACAUAGACGAUAUGGAUACCGGAUCACAGCAACUCCCUAAUGUUUCCACAUUGCAAGACAAUGAAGAAAUGUUGGCUUCUGUGACUUUUGGAUCGCCUCACCUCUCCGAGACUGCAGCUCAAGGUAUAAUCUCAAUGAUGGACCCAAAGUUUGCCCAACAUAUCUCAUGUAAUGAGCUGGGAUCU
Triplophysa rosa is the source of this 3536-nucleotide messenger RNA. RefSeq lists its product as uncharacterized. The transcript is spliced from 14 exons. NCBI's taxonomy places the organism in Eukaryota, Metazoa, Chordata, Actinopteri, Cypriniformes, Nemacheilidae. The annotation marks the transcript as partial. Gene Ontology annotation, molecular function: protein binding. The record is from RefSeq and is a predicted model, not a curated record.